AUGUCUUUCGAAGUGACACGACGAGCUGCUGGAUGGAAAUAUGAGUUGCCCGGUAGUCGAACCCCGUCCAGAGGUGAGUCGAAUCUCCUCAUUCGUCACUGUGAUCAGGGACUCCCGUUUCUCGAUCCACCAACCAUACGAAAAUAUAUAGCAAAAAUUAAAGCCUUUUCGGCUUCUGAGUUGACAAGUUUGCUGAAUGUUUUGCCGUCAAUCGAAACACUCGUUGUCUCUGUUCCAUGGACACUUCCUGUCAUCGAAGCGCUUUAUGUUCGGUGUGAACAGCUGCACUUCUUCAACUCGGGCUCAUUGAUGCCGUGUCUAUUAAAAGCUGAAGAGCUCUUUUGUCGAGUCGUUUGGUGGAUUGCCUAUCGUGAACAAGGAGAGAAAAGCGGGAAAGCGCACGCGAGGACCUUGCCGAGUGUAGAGUCUCUGGAGAAGUCAUUGAGUUCAAUUCUUGGCGUGAUCAGUCGCCAAUUCCCCAUUCUGCUCACCCGAGCCUCGGCCGAUAAGCGUCAAUUGGAGAUCUGUUUGGAGAGUCUCGGAUGUCAUGGAUUAGUCAAUUCGUCGCAGGGAUUAAUACGAAUCCAAGAUGCGAUGAAAAUCGAAAUUGCAAAACACGACGAGAAGCUGAAAAAAUGUGUUCAAAUAUUGAAAGAAACAACAGAAAAAUCGGAAAAUUCAAUCGAUCCCUCAUCAGCCUCACACCAACGCCAGAUCGGUCUCCGCUUGUCCGAGAUCUUCGAUCGAUUGAAACACAACGAGCAAAUGGAGAAAUUGUUGACGGAUACCACGUCGAAUCAACACCUUUGUUCCUUGUUGAGAAUCGCACGAAAACGAGUGGCCUCGGAUCGUUUAUUGGUCGGCCUCUUCAACGCGUUUCAUCGUGCGAUUCCAAGUGAUUUCAAAAUUGAACAUUUGGACCCGGUUAUUGCUGAGUUGAUCGUCGUUUUCAAUAACACUUAUGAAAAGGUAUUUCAACUCGCAAACUAUCAAGAUUUCGAUAGUGGUUGCUCGAAUGAAAGUGGAAGUGAACCGGGCACAACAUCAACACCAUCGAAACAUCAUCAUGAAUCUUCAUCCCUGGGCACUCUGGGUCUUCGAAGUAUCACGAUCAACACCCCAGAAAUCAACGCUGAUGAGCAAGAAGCCGAGAAUGAAGAUAAAAGAGAGAUGCGACGAGCCAAUCAGAACUACCCGAAUCCAUCAGAACAUAAGAAACAUCAGAACCCGAACAUCAGAUACAAUUUGGGAAAGCAAUCCGAUCAACACAAUGAUGACACUUUGCGACUUCGAUUACAUAUUGAACAUUUGAAAAAUGAGCUUGCAAAUGCGAGAAAUCAAGUUGAACAUUUGAUGAGAACGAAGAGCGAUCGACCAGUCGAGAGGCUAUGGCCUGAACCGGAUUACCCAGAAGCAACCAGCUAUUACAAUUGCUCAUCACAAGAAGAUGUACGCGGGUUGACGAGGAGAUUCUCGAAUCUGUUCGACAAAGAUCGUGAUGAAUUGAUGGCCACUCUCGACAAACUCCCCGAGUUUCGAGGUUCCGAUGAGUUGCAACUAAAAACGAUUCUCUCUGUUGCUGUGUUAACAUAUCGUUCUGUGUUGGAUUCAGUGCAGAAAAGACUCGCAAAAAUUUUCGAGAUUAUAGAAGAAGGUGAAACGAAAAACGAGAAUGAGGAGGCGAACAUGUUGGAAGUGGCUCUGUAUAGACACAUGUAUAGAAGAGCAAAGAGUCAACAUGGGAUGAGCAAUGCUAAGGAAGUGACCACCCAAAUUUGGAACACUUUAUAUGAUUUUCCGUCACUAAAAACGUGCACUAGGUUCAACAGAUUCAUUUUGGAAUGUGUUGAUGUGUGUUGGGAUCUUGUGGCUGGUAUUGAUGGGCGAUAUCCAAGAUUACGAAUCGAUUUCGAGGCGCCAAGCCACUUCGACUCAGAGAAACACACGAGAUUUGAGGGAUCAGAGCCGUUAAAGACUCAAAUUCGUUCAGUUUUAUGGCCAGGUCUUUUCGAUCAAAAUACCCAUCAAAUACUAUUGAAAAUGGUUGUUUUAACG
Mesorhabditis belari is the source of this 2055-nucleotide messenger RNA. Lineage: Eukaryota; Metazoa; Nematoda; Chromadorea; Rhabditida; Rhabditidae. The record is from the annotation of a GenBank genome assembly.